AUGUCCGGUAAAGCUUUAUUAGCUAUAGUCGAAUUUAUGUCGGGAAUCUUAGAUGAACACGAGCUUCUUAUCACUAUCCCCAAACAUGGGAGUUACUUUUCUGUGGGUUCAACUCACAAAAUUAUAUGGGAGUACUCUGGCUCGUCGAAUGUCUCGAUCGUUGCGACCACUAACGACAAAACACCAGUAUUUGAACCCAUUACCGAAACCGUUUUUAACAAAACCACCACAAUCUAUCCAACGUAUAUAAACUUCUAUGUCAAUGAUACAUGGCCAGUAUCCGCAACAUAUAAAGUAGUAAUAACAUCCGUCGAGAAUCCAAUACUUACCGCUAUAUCGCAAGAUUUCUAUAUUUGGACGGUCGAAGAAAAAGAUAAAAAAUUUGUCCUUCAGUGCUUUGCGAAUAUCCUUAUUUCGAUAAUGUAUUUAAACAUAUGA
Acaulospora morrowiae is the source of this 438-nucleotide messenger RNA. The record is from the annotation of a GenBank genome assembly. NCBI's taxonomy places the organism in Eukaryota, Fungi, Glomeromycota, Glomeromycetes, Diversisporales, Acaulosporaceae.